AUGGCCAAGAAACCUGUUGCUGUGAUGAGAGAUCAUCCUGACAUUUCCAGAAAGGGGAUUGAAGUUGAGAUGCUAAAUUAUGGUGUUCAUCCUAGCAAACAACAAGUGUACAGGGCAAGAGAAAAGGCUAGGGAAGAAAUUGAGGGUACACAUGCAGCUUCAUAUAGUAAGAUGCCAAAAUAUGCUGUUCUUCUAAGGCAGAGCAAUCCUGGUAGCAUAUGCAAAAUUCAUUAUGAUAGGCCCAAUUUACUUGUCGAGCCAAGAUUUUUGGGAUUGUUUAUAAGUUUCAAAGGUCAGAAAGAUGAUUUCUUCACUGGUUGUAGACCUUUUAUUGGUUUUGAUGGUUGUCACUUGAAAGGUAGUUUAAGUGGAGUAUUACUAACUGUUGUGGCAUUGGAUGCAAAUAACUCAAUUUUUCCUAUUGCAUUUGUUGUGGCUGAAUUUGAAAACAAAGAAACCUGGAGCUGGUUCUUCUACUUUUUUCAAGAAUUCUUUGGACCAUUUGAUAAUAGUGUUCCUUUAACAUUCAUGAGUGAUAGACAAAAGGGAUUGAAUCUUGCUUAUGAAGAGAUGAUUCCAUUAGCUACUGGACGGUAUUGUUGCAAACAUAUUUGCAACAACUUCACGUUUCAAUUUCCUGGACUAUUACUGGACAGUUUGUUCUGGAAAGUUUCUAAGAGCUAUGAUGCAAUAGGCUACAAUGAAGCAAUGGCCUCCAUUAAAGACAUGAAUGUAGAAGCAUAG
Molecule: messenger RNA, 744 nt
Organism: Coffea arabica (coffee)
Lineage: Eukaryota; Viridiplantae; Streptophyta; Magnoliopsida; Gentianales; Rubiaceae
Source: RefSeq, a predicted model, not a curated record